AUGUCUCACAACGUCGAGAAGAUCACCAAGGCCGACGACUUCCGUGCUAAGGUUUUCAGCUCCUCCGAGCCCGUCAUCGUCGACUGCUCCGCUACCUGGUGCGGCCCUUGCAAGGCCAUCUCCCCCGUCUUCCAGCGUCUCAGCAACCAGCCCGACUUCCAGAACGCCAAGUUCUACGAGAUUGACGUCGAUGAGCUCUCCGAUAUCGCCGCUGAGCUUGGUGUCCGUGCCAUGCCCACCUUCAUGUUCUUCAAGGACGGCCAGAAGGUGAACGAGGUUGUCGGUGCCAAUCCCCCUGCUCUUGAGAACGCCAUCAAGGCGCAUGUCGCUUAA
This is a messenger RNA of Aspergillus clavatus NRRL 1, 333 nucleotides long. RefSeq names its product thioredoxin family protein. NCBI's taxonomy places the organism in Eukaryota, Fungi, Ascomycota, Eurotiomycetes, Eurotiales, Aspergillaceae. The transcript is spliced from 2 exons. Bases 1 to 333 code for a protein of 110 amino acids. The record is from RefSeq and is a predicted model, not a curated record. Gene Ontology annotation, molecular function: protein-disulfide reductase activity.